Messenger RNA from Chenopodium quinoa (quinoa), 1863 nucleotides. Its product is annotated as putative oxidoreductase TDA3. The transcript is spliced from 2 exons. Gene Ontology annotation, cellular component: cytoplasm. The coding region runs from base 300 to 1580 and encodes 426 amino acids. NCBI's taxonomy places the organism in Eukaryota, Viridiplantae, Streptophyta, Magnoliopsida, Caryophyllales, Amaranthaceae. Gene Ontology annotation, molecular function: oxidoreductase activity. The record is from RefSeq and is a predicted model, not a curated record.
UAGCUUGAUACAACAAUUUAUCUUACCUUACCAAUGUUGUUUUUUUUUUACAAAUAUAAAUUGAAUUGAUAUACAUUGCCCAAUAGAGCUGAAUAUACAAAUUAAUCAGCCAUAAGGCCCAAAUAUAUUAGCCCAAAAGACCCUUCAUUUAAAUUUACAGAUUCAGCCCAAAUAACAGUCCAGGCUUUAAACCCGUAUCAACAAAAUCCAACUUAUUCCACGUGUCAAAUCACCAUUCUUCCAGAGCAACGCUUCUUCCAGAAAUCCAAAAUGGUGAAAAAAAGGGAAAACAAAAAAAAAUGGAAACAAAAUUAAUUUCUUCAUCCCCAUUAACAAAAACAAAACUUCGUCAUUUCCUCUCUCCUUACUCCAAACCCUUAAUCGCCACCUCAAUACGUUGCUCCUUAUCCACUCCGAACAUGUCCAAACCACCGGGAACCGGCGAUGACCGGCGGCUCAAAGUAGUGGUGUGCGGCGGCGGAGUCAUCGGAGUUUGCACGGCAUACUUUCUCGCCAAAAACGGCGCCUCCGUCACCGUCGUUGAACAGUCCUCCGUCGCAUGCGCCGCCUCCGGAAAAGCCGGUGGAUUCCUGGCCUUAGAUUGGUGCGACGGUGGGCCCCUCUCUUCCCUCGCACGUACCAGCUUCAAUCUCCACCGUUCAUUGUCCGAUGAGCUUGAUGGGCCUUCAUCCUACGGUUACCGUCCACUGGACACCCUAAGCGUGGCAAUUGAUGAGUCUCAUAGUAAACCCAGUAGUAAUGUUAAGAAUUUACCGUCAUGGGUAGAUGGGCCAGCCCAGAAAUCGAAGCCCAUUGGGACGGCCCAAACGACGGCCCAAGUGCACCCCCAGUUGUUCACGAGGUGUUUGAUGACGAAUGCGGUGGAGAAGUAUGGAGCAGAGGUGGUGAUUGGGAGGGUGGAUGAAGUUGGUUUUGAUGAAAAGGAUGAAGGGCGAGUUGACUCGGUUGUUUUGAAUGAUGGACGAGUUCUUUAUGCUGACUCGGUUGUGUUGGCUCUUGGGCCUUGGUCUUCUAAGUUGGCUUUAGUGUCUUCGUUGUUUAGAGUUUAUGGGCUUAAGGCCCAUAGUAUUGUUCUAGAGCCCAAAGAGCCUGAUCUUAUCUCGCCUCAUGCGUUGUUUCUCACUUAUUAUCCAGCCCAUGGUGGUAGGCCCAUGGACCCUGAAGUCUAUCCUCGGCCCACUGGUGAGGUGUACAUUUGUGGGAUGUCAUCAACAGAGGAGGUGCCAGAUGAUCCGGAGCAGGUUACACCCAAUCCAGAAUCAAUAAAAAUCCUCAAACAAGUGGCCGGGAAUGUUUCCACACAUUUAAAGGAAGGGGAAGCACAGGUUACAGCAGAGCAAGCAUGUUUCUUGCCAUCCACUGAUGACGGUGUUCCAGUAAUUGGUGAGCUUCCGGGCAUGAAAGGAUGCUUCGUAGCAACUGGGCAUAGCUGCUGGGGCAUCCUUAAUGGGCCAGCAACAGGAGCUGCAUUGGCUGAACUUGUUAUUGCCGGUAAAACUAGUAUUGCUGAUCUUAGUCCGUUUAGUCCAGCAAGGUUCGUUCUUAAAAGUAAAAGGUAAUGAAGCUGUACAUUAGCAGUGAGAUACUGCAAUAUUACAACAAUCAUAUUAGCACUUAGCAGUUGUUUGGUAUUUGCAUGAUGUAUAUUGUAUAUCCUGGUCCUGAAUAUACAAAUGGCUUCAACAGUAUGUAACAUUCUGUAAGACUAUAACUGAAUUCAGGUCUUCAGGACAGUAUUUUAUAGUGAGCAGUAAAUUUAGAUGAAGAAAUUAAUGAAGGCCUUAAUUUCUGAACCAAACUAUGAUUAUCUUUUUUUUGUGGAAUAAGUACAUGUUCUAUGGA